Molecule: messenger RNA, 912 nt
Organism: Aureobasidium melanogenum CBS 110374
Lineage: Eukaryota; Fungi; Ascomycota; Dothideomycetes; Dothideales; Saccotheciaceae
Product: SURF4-domain-containing protein
Exons: 4
Coding region: 1-912 (303 amino acids)
Biological process (GO): Golgi organization
Cellular component (GO): endoplasmic reticulum-Golgi intermediate compartment; membrane; endoplasmic reticulum
Source: RefSeq, a predicted model, not a curated record
AUGGCUCAAAUCAGAGGGACGGCAGGAUACCACCUGGGCUCGCAGCCCUCUUUUGGAAACCCCGGACGACCAGACGCCACCAAUGAUCCCAGUCCGCUGGAUGCCAUUCGCGAACAGACCAGCAAGAUUGAAGACUGGCUCGACACCUUGUCACAUCCCGUCAAACCCUACAUUCCUGCCAUUGGCCGUUUCCUCAUCGUCGUCACUUUCCUCGAGGAUGCCCUGCGCAUCAUCACCCAAUGGAGCGACCAGCUCACCUACUUGCACGACUACAGACACAUCCCCUCCGGCAUCACCCACCUGUUCCUCAUCGCCAACGUCAUCGCAAUGACCGUCUCGUCCUUCAUGAUCAUUGUCCGCAAGCAAAGCGAAUACGCAGUCGCCGGCCUCUUCGGCGUCGUCAUCACCCAAGCCCUCGGCUACGGCCUCAUCUUCGACCUCAACUUCUUCCUGCGUAACCUGUCGGUCAUGGGAGGUCUCCUGAUGGUUCUGUCUGACAGCUGGGUGCGCAAGCGUUUCGCUCCUGCCGGUUUGCCUACUCUUGACGAAAAGGACCGCAAGAUGUACUUCCAGCUUGCCGGACGUGUUUUGCUCAUCUUCCUCUUUGUUGGCUUCGUCUUCGCUGGCGAGUGGAGCUUUGGAAGAGUUAUUGUUAUCUUGCUCGGUGCUGUUGCUUGUGUCAUGGUUGUUGUUGGUUUCAAGGCCAAGUGGAGUGCUGUUAUGCUUGUUGUUAUCCUCAGUGUUUUCAACUUGCUUGUCAACAACUUCUGGACUCUCCACCACAAUCACCCCCACAAGGACUUCGCUAAGUACGAUUUCUUCCAAAUCCUCUCGAUCGUUGGUGGUCUUCUCCUCUUGGUCAACAUGGGUCCUGGUCAAUUCAGUGUCGACGAGAAGAAGAAGGUUUACUAG